Molecule: messenger RNA, 1675 nt
Organism: Tilletiopsis washingtonensis
Lineage: Eukaryota; Fungi; Basidiomycota; Exobasidiomycetes; Entylomatales
Exons: 4
Coding region: 134-1594 (486 amino acids)
Source: RefSeq, a predicted model, not a curated record
CCGGCACGACUGCGCACACCUUCGCUGCGCUGCCGAGACACAGAUCCGCGCUGCAGCUGAGCGCUGCGCUGCGCCAGGCAAGCGCGCGCCCUAGCGACGGGCUUCUGCGCUGGCAUCGGGCCGCUGGGCUCGCAUGAGCGCCGCUCCUCUGCCAACGCCGCCGCGCAGCGAAGGGACUGCCGCCGAUGGACGCGCAGCCGCCACGAUGGCGGAGGGGCAGCCGUCGCGACCACGGCCCAAUACGCCACCACUGCCAUCCAAGGCUCGCACGCCGCCACGUCCGGCCAACGUCAGUGCGCGGGCCAAGAGCGCAUCGCCUGCGCCUGUCGACGAUGGCGCUGCGGGCGAGGGCAGCCGCGCUUCAGGAAUGAGCAUCAACCGCGACGCAGCCCGCGGCCGAGGCGGCCCACAAGCACGCAGCCUCAGCCCGGCGCAGACGCGCAAGCACUCGACCAGCCCGAGCGAGCCGCGCGUGCCGCAGACGUCGCUCCUGCUGCCGACGAACGGCCGCACGCCCUCAGCGUCUGGCCGGCCGCCGUCGCCCGGCCCGAACCUGUUCCCGCCGCGGCGCCGCAGUCCUGACAAGCGCGCCAGUCCAUCGAAGAGCAUGACGAGCGAGGAGGAGGGCGCCAUCGACGAGGACGACGAGCCAAGCACGAGCAGUGCGCGUGCGCUGCCGCACUCUGGCUCGCCGCGCUUCUCCCAUCCCGAACGCGCGGGACACGACUCGUGGAGCCGCGGCGGAGAGUCGCACUACGUGCCCGCUCCCGGCAACCAGCGCCUCGACAUGCCUCGCGAGCGCUACCAGUCCAUAGCGGCAAUGCGCGCGAGGCGCCGCCUAGACGUCAGUCGCGCGACUGGGAUGCCGAGGCGCGCAGAGCGCGAGAAGACAGCGGCGCAUCGAUGGGCGAUAUGCAUCGGCGAAGCAAUGGCUCCCUUCACUCGCCAAGCAUCGGAGCCGACGAGCAGUUUGGCGAAGCAAGACCCGCCUUUGUGCACUCCAACUCGCACGAGGAGUGGCGCGACUCGCGGCAAUCGCUGCUGCGGCGCAGUCCCGAGACAAGCAUGGGCGCGCCACGACGUCGCUCGUUCUCGCGGGAUCGCUCGCCGCGGCGCCAUGCCUCGGUGGUGCCGGCAGCUGCGGCGCUGCCAUCACGUCCGGGCUCGAGCUGGUCGUUCGAGCCGACCGUACGCGACUCGGGCUAUGGCAACCGGCGGCCGCGGCACGGCUCAGAGGGAGCCGAGGAGCGCGCAAGAAGUGUGCAGCGCGAGCGCUCCGCUUCGGCAGUCAAUGGCUCGGCCGCGGCUUCAGCGCAGGCGCCUGCGGCAAUCAGCGUCAAGCAAGAAGAGGCUGAGCGCACGCCGACCAGCGCUGCAGAGGCGCCCAUUGCACGGCCAAAGACGCCUCCGCGUUCGCGGACGCCGCCGCGCUCCAAGACGCCUCCGCGUCCAUCGCCACCCGCCGCUUCUACGACUGCUAAGCCAAAAGCGCCCUCGCCGCCGCCUGCUGCGGCGUCAGCGACGUCCGAAAGCGCAGCUCAGCCGUCCGCGCAGCAACCGCGCGUCAUCGAUGCCCCGCCACGGCCUCCUAUGAUGCUCGCAGAUCCGUCCGAAAAGCUGACUGCGCUAGACGAAGGGCCUGCAGCCGUCGCGGAGGUGCAGAGCGAGCAGGCGC